Messenger RNA from Nylanderia fulva, 2612 nucleotides. Its product is annotated as G protein-coupled receptor Mth2-like. NCBI's taxonomy places the organism in Eukaryota, Metazoa, Arthropoda, Insecta, Hymenoptera, Formicidae. Gene Ontology annotation, cellular component: plasma membrane. Gene Ontology annotation, molecular function: G protein-coupled peptide receptor activity. Gene Ontology annotation, biological process: cell surface receptor signaling pathway; G protein-coupled receptor signaling pathway. The record is from RefSeq and is a predicted model, not a curated record.
CACUAAAUUUGAUUAUCUAUAUAAUUAUUCUAAAAUAUAUUAUUGUUAUGUCUAAUAAUGAGUGGUAAAAUGUUUGCAUUUGUGUGUUCCGUGCUUCUCCUCGUCAUUUCGUUAUCGAAAUCGCAGGAAAAUUGCACCAACAGAGAUGAUAAUUUGACGAUACGAUACGAGAAAAAAACGGAUUCUACAACAAAUUAUAACGACGAAAGAAUAACACUGCGACAUGAUUUGUAUAAAAAUUUGAUGAACAAUACAGAAAAUGACAAAGAAUUUUAUACGAAUGGCAAUCGCGAAGAUAAUGAUUUGAUUCAAUAUAAACGUUACGAGCAUUCAAUGCAGAAUAAAGAUGAUGAGCAAAAAUCGAUGAAAUCUAACACGAAUUCAACAAAUGUCAAUCAUAAAAAAAGUUUCUUGCUGCAGGAAGUUUAUGAAAAUGUAGUUGGAAAAAAUAAUUCCAUGUCACUUGAAGUCUUCAACAAUUCCAACAAGGAUACUAAUGAAAAUAUCAUCGUCCCAAACGAAAUGUGUCAUAAUGAUACUUGCAUUCGCCUCUGCUGUUCUCUUGGCGAUCGUCUGGUUGAUGGCAACUGCAUUCCUGAAGAAAUUGAAUACAUUUUUCCAAACGUAUACACGAACGAUUCGACGCAGAGCGAAAAAAGAGUAAACGAAUUGUUUGAGCUGUCCAUUUAUGAUUCGUGCCAGGAAUAUCUGUUUCCAAAAAUUUUCAGUCCAAGAGUUUUAAGAUUUUUACCAACGGUUCUAUAUAUUUAACUUAUUAUGUAAUAAUGAGUCUGAAUGACGGUUCUUUAUAUUUAACUGAUUCUGAAAUGCUUGUUGAACCGACAUCAUAUUGUCUCGCUGUCGUCGACGGAAGUGAAUUCGAAGUGAUGAUCUGUUCCGAAACUAAUAGCGAAACUAAUGACGAAACUAAUGAGAGCAUGGAUACUGAUAAAAACAAAAAUAUUAUAGAAAUGAGUCUCGAUAUAAUAUCUACAUUACUUUUGGGGUCAGUAUUUGUGGUGUAUUCUAUAUUACCAGACCUCCGAAAUAGACACGGCUUCAUGUUGCGCAAUUACAACGGUGCACUGUUUGUUGUAUACGGAAUUCGCUUUGUGCAUUUUUUGAUCAAAUCGGAUGAUAUACAGUAUGCCGUCUGUGUUACAAUAGCUUUUUUAAAAUACUUUUGUUAUAUGGCGAGUUCCUCUUGGCUAAUUAUAAUGAGCUUUGAUAUGUGGUGCACAUUCAGAGGAUUCAGUUCGUUACGAAGAAACGUCACUCGAGAAAAAAGAAAGUUGAUAUAUUAUACGAUCUUUGCGUGGGGAUGUCCUUUUAUGCUUGCUAUUUUAUGUGUCAGCAUGGAUAUUCUUUCCGCGUAUGUAAUUGUACCAUCGAUUUUGCGACCGGAAUUGCAUUUUGGAGGUCAUUGCUGGUUCAAGGGAACUGGUCCGUAUUUCUUGUAUUAUUAUGGGCUCAGUAGUAUGUGCAUCAUCAGUAGCAUUUGUUUAUCUAUUUAUACGGCAAUAAAAAUUGAGCGUUUAAAAAAGGAAACGGGUCCUUGUCUGAAAGAUUCGGAGAAUAAAUGCUUUAACGAUAAUAAAAAAUGGUUUAAUCUAUAUCUGCAACUAUUUAUCGUGCUGUUUAUCGCAAUGGGCAUAGAAUGGCUAAUGAUAACAGUGUCAUUAUUAUAUGAAAAUUUAACAAUUUACAACAUUAUAUGGUAUGUUGUUAAUUUGCUGGACAUUAUGCAGAGUCUGUGCGUCUUUGUCAUAUUUGUGUGUAAAAAAAGGAUUAUGCGCAUGUUAUUCAAGCGAUUCGGCUUCGGUUUGUCGUCAAAUGCUUGACACGGAUCGAAUGCAACAUUGUCGAGCAUUAUUACCACGUCAAAAUAGUCAUACAGGAGAAGAUGAGUUCUUCCGGACGAGCAAGUCACACUGAUUUAACCGAUCUUUAAUUUUUAUUUGAAAAUAGAAAUCAUGUUUAUUUAUGCUGAUCUUUAUGUUUAAGAUUAAUAAUUAUAAUUCAUACAUAUUUUCGGAUUUCGUAGCAAAAUCAUAUUAUUUUGUCUCGUUUCUUUUUAAAAUUCAAAUAAGAUUAUAUGCUACAUUCUUUGACAUAUAUUUAAAUAUUUGUAAUAUUGUUAAUUGUAGCGGCUGAUAUUAUUUUCAAAUUUCAAUAUUUGUAGAACUUUAGAAAACUGUUACAAAAUUUACAUGAAAUUACUAUAAGUUGUAAUUAUAUAUAUAAUAUCGGACGUUUCGGAUCAAAAGACACAAUGGGCUGCCCAUUUUUCACUUAAGAGUAGAGAGUCGUAUUAGGGCUUAAAUUUUAGCUUUUUUCACGUAGAAACGAAUGCCGUCUGGUGAAUUUUGAUAAAUUUAAAAUAAAAUUUUUUUGAAAGAUUUUUUCCUCGGCAAAAGUUGGGUGUAAAAAAUUAACUACAGCAUCAGCGCUAUCGGAUUUACCGCAAUUUUUAAUUCCUUAUCAAAUAAAUACUCAUAACAUAACUCUCAAAGUUAUGCACAUCGAAUAUAAACUGGUUUUGGAAUAAGUUUUGUUUUUACUUUAUAUGUGCAGGCACUAUACCUAAUAUAAGGAUGUAUAAGAGUUAGCGC